UGGCGCUCAGCUGAGAGUCCCCGGCAGGAAGUUCCGCGGCUCCUUCGCUGGACGCUUCCCCGAGAUGCCUUUGCUGGUCAAUGGGGAGCGGGUCCGCUUGUCCCAGCCCACGAGGGAGCUGAUCUACACCUUCCCGGAGCUGGAGGAACAAGCCAAAGUCUUAAGAGGUCAGCCGGCUCAAUCGGUGGGCCCCAAAGGACUUCUCUACGUCCAACAGAGAGAAUUUGCAGCCACCACUCCUAAGGAUGCUUCUGUCUCUAUUCUCGGAUCGGAUGAUGCAACUACCUGCCACUUAGUGGUCCUCAGACACACAGGCAGCGGGGCUAUCUGUUUGACUCACUGCGAUGGAUCGGAUACGGAGACAGAAGUUUUGUUAAUUACAAAUGCAGUGAAAGUGCUUUCUCCUAACAUGGAAUGUGGAAGGUUGGAAGUACACCUGAUUGGAGGAUUCAGCGAUGACAGGCACUUAUCCCAGCGACUUACCAAUCAGCUCCUGAGAGCGUUUGACCGCUUGCAGGAUAAUGUCCAUUUAGUGACCUUCUGUGCGACAGAAUUAAAUGACCGGCAAGAGAAAGGGAAACAUUUGCCAUUCAUUUAUGGAAUUGCUGCGAAUGUUAAAACGGGAGAGAUUUUCCACGCAACGUUUCCAGACAAGGGGCCCGAUGUGGAUCUGCGGUCUGCCAGUAUCUUAACGGGAGCCAAGAUGGUUAACGUUUACGACUCGAGAAAGGAACAACUGUGUAUCGGCCCUUACUUUUGGAUGCCUUUCCCCCAUGUGGAUUUCUGGCUAGCCCAGGAUGAUCAGCACAUCUUGCAGAAUCUCUCGACGUCGCCUCUGGCUGAACCGCCUCACUUUGUUUCCCACAUUAGAGCGACUCUGAUGUACUUAAAAGAGCAUCCCUUUCCAGAUAAGACACUGUUUCCUAGCAGAAAACCUUGGCUGUACAGGAAAAACGAGAGUGGCCUAUGGGAGAAGGUCUCUUCCGACCAGGUGUGACUUUUGAAAGAGUCCAAGUGAGACUCUGAAGAUGUGUAUUGUGCCAAAGGAGGAACAGCCAUUCCGGAUGGCAGAGACUGAACGUGACUUCAAUGAAUAGCUUUUUUUCUUUUUGCUAAAAUGAAACAAGACUGUGGAAGCCGACCCUGUUUACACAGCGGCAUAUCCUGAAAAAGUUCUCAAAGACUCAAACAAUAACAAAGAUACGUAAGGUUUCUAUAUUUUUACUGGAUGAGAUUCUAUCUGUGUGGGAAUCAAGGUAUAAAGCAGGCCUCCCUGUAAUGCCACUGAGGAGGGUGCAAUAUCCUUCAGAUAUGCACAUCCUUCCCAAGUUCCGGGGUGCUGUUUGGAUUUGUGGGAGCUCUGAGCUAAGAGUCCUCUGUCAUUCUCCUCUUUCCCCGAGCCACGAAUGGCAGGCUUGCAGUGCUGUGUAUAGCAUUGUAAUUCUGGGUCCAGCCCUCAUUUUUUAAGUGCCCCCCACUGUAAGGUUGGUCUGGGGCAUUGCCAAAAAUUAAAAGGCCAGCUCGAGCCAGUUGCCCAGUGCUGCUUUCCCCCCUUAAUAGCUUUAUUUGAAACAGGUGGGUUUUCGGCUAGUAUACAACAUCUCUGGAUUAUUUGUGGCAAUCUGGGGAGCAGUUUGCCUGCAUGCAAGGAACUCACUGCACAGCUAUCUGCAGAAGGAACUGGAGCCCAAAGCAAAAUUAUGGCCUUAAGGGGAAAGAUCUCAAAUCGAUGCUCAGAAAAGCAAUCUGCACUUAUCUAAGGGAAGUAAAUUGUACACAAGAGAAAGGUAACAUGCUUUUGCCAAUACAGUGAUUGACAGGUGACUUUACAGGGAUGUGUAACUUUUGUCCCUGCAGACUUCAACUCCCAUCAACCCCAACCAGCAUGGCCAAUGGUCAGGGAUGAUGGGAGUUGCCAAUUCCAUGGAUAUGAAUGGGAAACCCUUUUCAGGGUAGCAGGAAGAUAGACAUGCGCCUGAACAUGAAAGUUUAUUUUCCUCUCGAACUGCUUACAUGUGAAAACUUAGACACAAACCCAGAUACUAACAAGUUGAAGAACCUUUAUUGAAGCAUUUGGGAAGUAUCUAAAUUAGGUCUGUAUCCCAGCAAAACUGCUGGCUUAACAAUAUAAAAACAUUAAAAUUUGUAUUAACGAUUAUAACUUCAACCCAUUUCUCCUCAGUGAACCCCAAGUUAAUAUUCAUUUUACCAAAUAAAAUGCCAAGGAAGACGAGAAUUUGUACUUUAAAAACAAAACAAAACACCCCAGUUCUUAUUUAAACAAAGCUAACCUAUUAAGGUUGUCUCUUUUUUUAAGGAUUCCCAGUUCCUUAAAGAACGAAUCAACAGUACACUUAACAGUAGUCCUCAUUACACACCAAGGCGAUACCCAAUGCAUUUUGCUCAUCAAAAUCCACUAGCAAAGAAAAGACUUUGAAGGAUAUUACAAGCCUGUUGUCAAAGAAAUUUGCUUCCUUGGGCCAAGGACCAAACCAGAUAUUGCAACGACCAUCACUUGAACUUCUCCCGAUUCCCUCACACCAUCUACCUUCUCCACGCCUGGCACACAUAACUGACUGCUAAUGCAACUUGGACCACAAGUUACUAUCUUGUGGGAAAUUAGGUGCAUUUUGCCUUCAGUCUGACCUUCGGCUUUUAUGUAUUUUCACUAUGUGUUUGGUUACUUGAGUUUCAAAGCAGUUCCACUCUAGGUUCAGACAAGCAACUUCUUCCACUAUGACGUGGUGGGACUCCUCUUGUGUUGAAUGUUCAUUUUCUGUGCCUGGGUGUAGCCACUGCUUUAUUUUGGAAGGCAAAAUAUAAUCAGUGUAAUAUUCCCUUGCAAACUGCCAUUCAGUAUCCGUGCGAGUAUAGGAUUAACACCGCCGGGUUGCGUAGAAUUAGGCGGUAGUUCGUUACCAGUCAUUUCAAGGAGAAGCUAUUAACUCCAGGAAA
Zootoca vivipara (common lizard) is the source of this 2955-nucleotide messenger RNA. RefSeq names its product N-terminal asparagine amidase (gene NTAN1). Gene Ontology annotation, biological process: ubiquitin-dependent protein catabolic process. Gene Ontology annotation, cellular component: nucleus. Gene Ontology annotation, molecular function: protein-N-terminal asparagine amidohydrolase activity. The record is from RefSeq and is a predicted model, not a curated record. Lineage: Eukaryota; Metazoa; Chordata; Lepidosauria; Squamata; Lacertidae.